Saccharomycodes ludwigii is the source of this 1773-nucleotide messenger RNA. RefSeq names its product putative glycosylphosphatidylinositol-alpha 1,2 mannosyltransferase (gene GPI10). The record is from RefSeq and is a predicted model, not a curated record. Bases 1 to 1773 code for a protein of 590 amino acids. Gene Ontology annotation, molecular function: alpha-1,2-mannosyltransferase activity. Gene Ontology annotation, biological process: GPI anchor biosynthetic process. The transcript has a single exon. NCBI's taxonomy places the organism in Eukaryota, Fungi, Ascomycota, Saccharomycetes, Saccharomycodales, Saccharomycodaceae. Gene Ontology annotation, cellular component: endoplasmic reticulum membrane.
AUGAGAAAAUCGUCGACGCUAUUUAAACUCAUUCUAAUAUAUCGCAUUUUUAAUGCCUUUUUGACAAAAACAUUUUUCCAAGCCGAUGAGUUUUGGCAAUCUUUAGAACCAGCACAUUUAAAAGCUUUUGGAUACGGCAAUCUAACUUGGGAAUGGAACAUCGGACUAAGGAGCUACGCUUUCCCUUUUAUUUUUGAAUUAGGUUAUAGAUCAUGUUCCAUUAUAUCAAGUUGCAUAUAUUUUAUAUUGUCAACUUUUGACAAAAUAUUAUUAUCAAUUGUUUUACAAAAUAAGUAUUUGAAAGAAUCUAACUUUUUGUUGGGUAUAUUAAAAGAAUUCUCACUUUUAACCAAUGCGAUACCACAGGAAACUGGCUAUUUAUUGGUAUUGUAUGUACCAAAAUUAAUAAUGGCCUUUAUUUCAUCAAUUGGUGAGUAUUACACAGUUAUGUUAGCCUACAAAAUUUAUAACCUAACUUUUGCCAAGGAAGAUAAAAAUAGAAACGGACCAACUAUAAUAAAAAUCAUCACUAUCUUAACUUUGACUAAUUUUUUUAAUAACUUUUUUAUCACUAGAACUUUUAUCAAUUCUUUUGAAAUGUCACUAACUUCCAUAGCUUUGUAUUAUUGGGAUUGGUCUUUUGAAAAUUUGCAAAUCAAUCAGUUUUCUUUUUCAUUAAGUAUGUUUAUAAGCAUGUUUACUAUAUUGCAAAGACCAACGAAUGGCUUUAUUUGGUUGUGGCUAGGAAUACAUAAGCUUUAUCAACUGUUAAGCAAUAGAAAAUGGAUGCAAAUACUAAGAAUCGUUAAUGCCGCAAUCAAAAGUUUUUCGUUUGCGCUUGCUCUUAACUGUCUAAUCGAUUACUAUUUUUAUGGUCAUUUAACUUUCCCAGUAUUCAAAUUUAUCAAAUUUAACUUUACCAGCUCUUUGUCUAAAUUUUAUGGACAAGCACCAUGGAAUUUCCAUAUAUUUCAAAGCGUUCCAAUUAUUUUAGGUUAUAAUUUACCCCUUUUCUUAUACGGAAUGAUCACCCCAUUAUAUACAGGUAAAGACAACAGACACAUUUUCAAACUAAUCAAAUUUAUUAUACUGAUGAAUAUAAUUGUGUACUCUAUGAUAUCUCAUAAGGAAUUCAGAUUUAUUUACCCACUUCAACCAUUUUUCCAAAUAAUUUCCACAUUCGCACUAUUUAAAUUGACAGCACGUUAUAAAUUAAAUUUAAAUAAUAAUUUUUUUUGGAUUUUGCCAACUAUAAGUACAAUUGCAGCUUUGUUCCUCUGUAGAGUUCAAGAAGGAGGUGUUAUGGAUGUUAUGUAUUUUUUCCACUCAAUUAAGGGUGAUAUCACCAGCGUGGGCUUUAUAAUGCCGUGUCAUUCGACACCUUGGCAGUCGCAUUUGCACAAGAACAACAUACAAGAUUUAUGGUAUAUUACUUGUGAGCCGCCACUCCAUUUGUUAGAAGACACAAACUCCGAUAAACUCCUUUUAGAGUAUAUGGACGAAAGCGAUUAUCUAUAUGAUAAUAUCCAAUUAUUUUUAUAUCAAAACUUUCCCCCGGUCUACAAUAAAGGCUUGAGAAGUCCCGGCAAACAGUAUUUACAUGAAUGGCCCGAAUUUCUUGUGAUUUUCCAGCAUUUAGAUGAUGAGUUUAUGAAACAGUAUCUAGAAGACAGUCCUUAUUUUGAAUAUACCAGAUUUUCCAAUUCAUUUAUCCAUUGGGACUCCCGUCGCAGCGGGGAUGUCGUUGUUUAUCAUAAAAGGCCAUGGGCUUAA